AUGGCCGGAAGGAAGGGCGGCGACAGGAAGAAGGCGGUGACGCGGUCCGUCAAGGCCGGGCUCCAGUUCCCCGUCGGCCGCAUCGGCCGCUUCCUCAAGAAGGGCCGCUACGCGCAGCGCGUCGGCUCCGGCGCACCCGUCUACCUCGCCGCCGUCCUCGAGUACCUCGCCGCCGAGGUAACCAACAACCCAUCCCUCCCUCCCGCUCUGGUCCUGGAGCUGGCCGGCAACGCGGCCAAAGACAACAAGAAGUCCCGCAUCGUGCCGCGCCACCUGCUGCUCGCCGUCCGCAACGACCAGGAGCUAGGCAAGCUGCUCGCCGGCGUCACCAUCGCCCACGGCGGCGUGCUGCCCAACAUCAACUCCGUCCUGCUCCCGAAGAAGGCCGCUGAGAAAGCUGCCUCCGCCGAGAAGUCCCCCAAGUCGCCCAAGAAGAAGGCCGCCCCCAAGAAGACCGCCUAGUAGCCUUGCCUAGCCUGCACCACA
This is a messenger RNA of Lolium rigidum, 486 nucleotides long. RefSeq names its product protein H2A.5-like. The record is from RefSeq and is a predicted model, not a curated record. The coding region runs from base 1 to 462 and encodes 153 amino acids. Gene Ontology annotation, molecular function: protein heterodimerization activity; DNA binding; structural constituent of chromatin. Lineage: Eukaryota; Viridiplantae; Streptophyta; Magnoliopsida; Poales; Poaceae. Gene Ontology annotation, cellular component: nucleosome. The transcript has 2 exons.